Jatropha curcas is the source of this 3782-nucleotide messenger RNA. RefSeq names its product BTB/POZ domain-containing protein. Lineage: Eukaryota; Viridiplantae; Streptophyta; Magnoliopsida; Malpighiales; Euphorbiaceae. The record is from RefSeq and is a predicted model, not a curated record. Gene Ontology annotation, molecular function: protein binding.
AAAACAAAGAAGGGCUCGUUUGUGCCGGUUGAAUAAUUCGUUGAAACAGCCCACAUAAUGGCCCAAUUAUAACAAAAUUAGGGCUCCUUAAAGCAUAAGCCCAAAUAAAAAGCCCAUUUAAUAGAAGACAGAAGUAGACGACAACGACCAGUGACGGGAAUUAUCUGGUAUUUUGUAGAUAGAAGCCAGAAGUAGACGAAAGAUUCAUCACGUCACUGAUCGCGAUUGUUGGUUUAAUGGCGGUAUUGGGUCUUCCCGCGAUUAGAGCAAUAGAGUACACCGUCUUUCAAAACCCUAAUAAGCUAAACUCCCACUUGAUUUUGAUUUUUAAUUUUGAUUUUGAUGUCUACGAAAGACGCUGAAAUCGAAAAAGAUGAGAUCUUCGAAGCUACCGGCAGCAGAUAACAACAAGGGCAUAAAUGGCCACAUUUACACCCUUUACCAGCGUCUCUACCACGCUCUCAGCCUUGGCAGCAGAGUUUAUGAUGGAAAAGAAUUAAAAUGGCAGUGUGCGGAUAUUGAAAUUCAGAGACUCGUGGUUCGGUCCAUUUCUUCUUUUCUUGAUUGCAUUUCGGGAGACACUGCACGCCAUCCUCUAAUAAAGGAUUCAGUGGCUGACAUCGUUGCGGCUUUAGUAUGGAUUCUUCAGAAUAACAGUACGGCUAUAUCAAGCAUGGCAGCUAAUGUGGUAGUAAAGUUGAUCAACGUCGUACCCAAUACAUUACUGCAAUCUUACUUGUUAGAUCUGGUCCAUCCUUUGGCAUCCUUGUUAUCUUCUCAUCAAGAAGGAGUAUCUAUUCCAUGUGCCAUUGCAUUGAAUAUGAUUUUUUCAAAUCUGAGCAUUAAACAAGAGAAAAAGAUUUGGGAUAUCCAGGUUGAAACAGAAACUGUUUCUCGCAUUGUCUGUGGCAUGCGGGAGUUUGCUGAUGGUGAUAUGUCAAUUGACUAUUUCCAAGAGAUGGCUACGCUCUUGAGUACAAUUCUUCAUCGGUGGCCUCCAUCCCGAUACCCUGUUUGGAAUGAUGAUAAAUUGUUGAAACUUUUGGAGGUUAUGCGUGUAAAACCUGAUAUUUCCGUUAAGAUUGUAGUUUUGAGGUUAUACUCUGCAUUAGCACUAUGUGGUCAUGGGGCCAAGAAACUUCUAGAAAAUGGAGAAGCCCUUCUACAAAUGAUGGUUCUUUGCAUGGGAAGGUCCUACCCUCUUUCUAUUCGGACGGAGGCCUUUAGACUUGCCCAGUGUUUAGCGACAAAUGAACAGGGAUUUUUAAGAAUGAUGAGCUUGUGUUGUGAGCCUAUUGUUAAAGCUAUAAUUGAUGGAAUGAGUGGUUGGACCUCACAUUCAGGGAAGAUUGCAAAUGACGAGAUGUCCUUGCUAGUGGAAGCUUGUCGUCUCUCUUUGAUAAAUCGCUGGGCAGGGGAGCAUCAUGAUUACUUUUGGAAGCAAGGAAUUGACAGGGUCCUCUUCAAUCUUCUUCUGACUGAUUUUCUCAAUGGACCAUCUCAGCAAUUUCUUUCGUUGGAAGAACAAAUAUCUAUAGCAGAGGAAGGUCUCAAGGCUAAUUUUCUUCUGGGUUUGAGGCCAUAUGUCUGGGACCUUCUUGGUUGGCUCGCAACACAUUGUCGGGAAGAUUUCAGCCCUGACAUGCAUGGCCAUGACUUAAAAAUUGACAUCCUUAUCUCAUGUACAUGCAUAGCUUUUGUGGAUUCAGUUCAGAAAGGGUGCCAAAUAUAUCAAAGUGAUGUAGCUGAUGCCAUCAGAAGCGAGUCAGCUUCAAGGGCAGUUUUAAUGAUGAUUUAUUCUCCCUGCAAAUACAUAGCAUCAAAAGCUAGAGUCAUACUGCAUGAAAUAGCGAAGCCAAUCAGCAAGGAAUGUCUAACACGCUUAUUGCAUCUCCUAAAUAUUAAACCAUCCAAGGAUAAUUUUGGGAUGCCUAACAGGCUUCAAACUACAAUUAGCUUGGUGUCUUUAGUAUGUUAUUCUGGUUUGCCACAAUAUCAAAGUCAUAUUGUUAAAAAUGGAGGCAUUAAGACACUUGUGGAUUGGAUAAUGUGGUGCAUAAGCAACGAUAUUCAUAUGGGAAGGCUGAGCCUUGCUCCUCAUUUGCAUAAUACCUUCAGUGAGAGGACUUGUUGCUGGGUAUGCAAAGAAGACUGGGAGGGCAAUGACAUUCUUUUAUUGUAUGGUCUAUGGGGGCUAGCUGAACUAAUAAACUCUGGAUCUGUAAGAAAUAAUGUAGAAAUUUUUUCUGGUCAGUUAGGUUAUGCUGUAGCUCAAUUUGUUAGCACACUCCAGGAGAUCUGCAGUAACAGUACUUCUCCUGGAAUAAAAUGGUAUGCUGCAUUAGUUCUAAGUUACUUUGGAUUAUAUGGUUUUCCAUGUAAACUUGGGAGGCGUAUUGGGAAAGCACUUAAUGUGAAUAUAUGUGCAGAUAUGCAGCUUAUUCUCACAAAUGGGGAGACUAUGAAUGUCCACAGUGUCAUUUUUGCUGUUCGAUGUCCAUCAUUGCUGCCUCCUGAAGAAUUGCCUCAUGAUGGUUCUUCAGUCGGAUACGAUACAAAGAGGAAGCAUAGAAAUUUUCAGAAAGAAAUCCGUUUGUCUUCACAUGUUGAUAACCAGGCAUUAGCCAAGUUAUUGGAAUUUGUAUACUUGGGAUAUCUAAAUGCAGGAGAGGAACUUGUGAAGAAAGUGAAAAUUCUUGCCAGACGCUGUGGCUUACGACCUCUAUUAAUGAUGCUUGGCAGAAUACGUCCCAAGUGGGGUGCCCUUUUCCCCAGAUAUGAACUUGCUUUUGCUCUUUCUCCGGCAGGGCAUCGUUAUUCGUAUGAUUUGCUCCUUGAUAUAUUUUCAGCUCGUCUUAUUUAUUUAUACGUGGACAUCGUCUUGGAGGCUAAAGCAACCAAAUCAAUCUGCUGGACAUGCAGUCUGUGCUCCCAAUCAGUGCCGCAUAUGCAUUGUCACAAAGUUGUGUUGUGGUCAAGUUGUGAUUAUCUGCGAGCCUUGUUUCAAUCAGGCAUGCUAGAAAGUGACUCUGAAACCAUAAAGGUGCCUGUUAGCUGGGAGGCAAUGACUAAAUUUGUGAACUGGUGCUAUACGGAUGAACUGCCUAGUCCUCCAUCUGGAUGCUUGUGGGAUAAUAUGGAUACUGAGGAAAGGCUAUCUGUGCUGCAGCCAUAUCUAGAGCUUUUCUGGCUUGCUGAAUUUUGGUUCUUGGAAGACGUUCAGGAUAUCAGUUAUAGAGUGAUCAUAUCUUAUCUUGAUUCUGCCAGACACUUGUCUAUCAAAAUUAUCAAAAUCGCAGCCGAUUUAUCUCUUUGGAAGUUGGUUGAAGUUGCUGCAAUUUACUUGGCUCCUUUAUAUCGUCAACUUUGUCACUCUGGUGAUCUUGAGGCACUAGAUGAAGAAGUAGUUGAUAUGAUACGUGCAGCUUCUGUUCGGCUUUCUCAAGAAGGAUAAGCAAUUCAAGGCAAUAUAUAAUGCUUUGGAUAAAAACCCUGCAGUUCUUAGCAGCAAAGGACCCCAGGGAUGGUUAUUCUAAUCCCUGAAGGGUGUCAGAAACUAUGAAGAAGGGAUUACUUGAAUUUUGCGAACUCCUUUGGGUUUUCAGUUUUAUAGGGUCAAUUUGGAUUUUGUUUUCUUUUGUCAAGCAUUGGAAUUGCAGAAUGUUGUAUAUUAAUUAUUUAUUAACGGAAGUUGUUGAACUGUGACCUCUCUUGUCUGAAAUUGUACACUUAGUGUAAUGUUUUCAAUUUCAAGACAAUUCUAUUCCAUUUUUGUUUCUUCA